AAUGAAAGAAACAUUAAUUAAAGCAGAAUUGGCAAAGAAAAUAUAAACUCGAUUGUGAAGAUAUAUAAAUACUCGAUAACCCCAGUCGUUUACAUACAACCCUGUUCAUGGCGACAUCGUCGACUACUCGUCAAUCGUAAUUUUGUUGUGGCCAAGUGUGGUUCCACGAAUAAGUCAGAGUGCAAUUUGUUUUUUUUUUACAAGUAAAUUGUGGAAUUUUCUUUUAUAUUUUCCUUUAAUUCGAUCGAGCAAUUUAAGUUUAAAAAUAUAAGCGCGUUUGGCUAUUCUAAUGGAAAAACCACGGCGGUUAUUACUCCAAACAUGUGCCGAUUUACAUUUUCAAAUGUAAUCUGAGCAAACAAAAGUGCAUAAUUGUAGAUUUGUUGGUGGAAAGUGACGUGAAAAUUUCCAUGUAAGCAUAUUGAAAAAGUCUCAGUGCAAAUAAAGUAUUCCUACAAAAAAAUUGUAAGGCAUAUAAAUGCAAGUGCAAAUUUGGCAAUUUGUAUUAUAAUAUGUGUGUAGGGCGGAAACUGUGCGUACAAGUACAAAGUUGAAGUGUGAAUAUAUCGUAUGAAGUUAUGUGGUAGCGGAUGUUUUUGUUAUGUCGUAUGAAGUGCAACGAAUAAUAAAAGGAGGCCACCAAAAAGUAAUAGUAACACCAUUCCUAUCGCCUAUGCGAUAGCGUGUACAUAUGUAUGUGCAAAUAAAUAUAUAGUAAUUCAACACAUAUAGCGGGAAUAGUGAAAAUCAGUGUAUUUUACAUUCUAUGCUUCAUUGCGUCAUUCCUGUCUGGCAGUGUUUCUUUGUUUUGGUUUUGUUCCUCACGCGGGUGCGUCUAUGCCUUGUGGAUGCAUGUCUAUCUAUAUCUAGUUCAUUGUGUACAUGUGCAUUUUCCGUAUUUCAUUGUGAAUUUCCAUCCGGGCGCUAUUUAACAUUUCCUUUUAAUUUUUUUUUUUUGUUGGCUGUCAAAGGAACCUCGAGAAAAAUUGUUGCUGCAAUUUGGCUAUCUGUACAAGUGCAAAACCUACGUCAGUGCGCCUGGCCGAAGGACGACGCCUUUUUAACAAUAAAAAAAAGACUAACAAAUUUGGCCAAGAUAAGGCAUGCCGCGAUUAAUAAAUAAGUAAACAGUGUAUAGUGAGUGGAAUAGUCGGAACAAAAAAAUCAAACAAUAACAACAACUAUAAUAGCCACCAGUAAGCUAUCUGCGAAAAUCGCAAUAAAGGCUUAAAAUGGACACAUUUCGAAAGUGGCUGAAUAAACCAAAGGCAGAUGACAAAUCUCUACUAGCACGCUUCUAUCAUGCAGAUCGUUCACUCACAGCCGUCGCCAGCGAAUUGGACAGCUUCGAUGGGCGCGCAGAGCCAGAUCGCUGUUCACGUCUUGUCAGCCGGCUGCGACAGGGACAGGACAAAGUACUCUCCAUUACUAAUUUAAUAAUGGAAGAGCUGCUUGGCGACGAACGUCAUCCGCGUGCGUUUCGUGCGAAAUUUCCCGAAGAAGUGCUACAGGAAAAUUUGGCCGGUCAGUUAUGGUUUGGCGCCGAGUGCCUUGCUGCCGGCUCAUCGAUAAUGCAUCGCGAACAGGAGAGCAAAGAGAUGCGUCCCUUGGCGCAGGCGGUCACAAAGAGUUUGGGUAAUGUGCGCAGCUUGUUGCGUGAUCAGUGCCUUCGAAAUAAUGUGCCGAAUAGCAAAACACUACAUUUGGAUAUAAACGAUUCCACCACAGAGCAAUUGUAUGAGAGUUUGAAAAUAUUCGAUCGUUUAUUUGCCGAAUUCGAAUUGCGUUAUGUCAGCGCAAUGGUGCAGGUGAAAACAAAGGAUGAGUACGAGAUGCAAGAAAUGAUAUGUGUGCUCUUUUCGGAGACAUUGCAACGUGCGCUCAAAUUGGGUCUCAUCGAUCAGGACAAGGUGGAUACAUUCGAUCCGGCUUUAAUGUUCUCCAUUCCGCGUUUGGCAAUUAUAACGGGCUUAGUAGUUUUUCCCAAAGGUCCACUCAAUAUGGAUAUGCCGGCCGAUCAGUUGUCGGAGAUGUUUCGACCAUUUCGCACAAUACUCAUCAAAAUACGCGAUCUACUGCGUACGCUGAGUAAAAGUGAGCUGCAACAAUUGGAGAAGUUGUUAUGUACCAAUGAGGAUAUUCAGCUAACGCUGCCAGUCGGCACCAGCAGCAUCGAAGCGCCGAGUGAGGAUCAACGGAACAAUAACAGCACCACUACCAGCACGAAUGCGUCUAUCACACAAAAUCCUGCCAGUAGCACAAUUGAGGAGACUCUUGCGCAUCCUCUGGAACAACGAAACAAUAAUUUAAGCGACACUUCACUUACCGCUACUACCUGGGAGACGCAAGUUCCUACUCCCAACUCCAGCACAAUGAGUCCAAAACAUCCUCUGAGAACUGCUAAAACAGCAGUUGGUAGCGGUGCAGACACAUCCAACAACUGCAAUAAGUCCCAUUGUGACUCUUGCAGCCGUCGCUCGAUGUCGUCGGCCUCUAGCAAUAGUUCGGCGCUUUCGACACCCGCCGUUUCACCGACUCCAUCACAUUCGUUGGCAUCGACAACGUCCGCAGUAUUGAAUAGUUCAACUACCUCACCAGCAGACUGGACGGAUGAUGAUGAAAAUGACGACGAUGAUGAGAUGGAUGAGGAUGAUGAUGAUGAUGAAGAAGAAAAUGACGUUGAUGAUAAUGAUGAUAUGCUUGUUGACGGAGGUGAAGCUGACGAAACUGACGAUGACGAAGUUGUGAUCGGUGAUUGUGAGAACGAAGACAUGGUUUCAGCCGACUGUGCUACCGGCUAUCUCAUUCCAAAUACAAAUUUCGGCAAUUUGCUGCAGCCACAAGAAGUUCCUUUGACGGGCAAUUUCAUAGCCAGUGAAGAUGAUGCUUCCAGCAAUGCCAAUGUGGAGUUGGAAGAAGAUCAACAAACCUACCCAGAUGUACCCACCACAAGUGCAGCAUUAAGACGUCUACGUCUAAGCAGUCAAACUGAACAAAUCUCCAUUGAGAGUGGCGUUAAAGCGACAAUAAUUGCUGCUGCAGCAACAACAACCACAGCACUCUCACCAAAGUCCUCACCACCUUCACAAGGUAGCAGUGAUAAUCUGACCAGUCCCAAUGGAAGUGAUCAAAUGUCCGCAUGCAGUUGUGAACCUGCAAGUUCCUCUUCAUCCUCGUCCACACAAGGCAGCAACAACAGUGCGUCAAGCGGGAAGCAGGAAACACAGCGUCAAUGCAGUAACCAUCAACACCAUCGUCAUCAUCAUCAUGACCAUAUCAGCUGCGCGCUUGCGCAAACACACACCGCGCACAGUCACAAAAGUCCGCCAGGUCGCCAUUAUCCUUAUCAUCACCACAACCAUCAUCACCACCAUCACCAUCAUCAUCAUCAUCGGCAUAAUCGCAGCCGCAAUGAACAAACGACGAAGGCGAAAAGCGGCGCUGCUGAAGAAAGUGUUAGUAGUGACGCCAAUUCGGCGGAACUUGGGAAUUUAAGUGAUGUGAAAGAGAAUAAGACGUCGAAAACGGCCGCCAGUCAAAGCACCACCUCGAGCGCAGAUAGCAGCAGCGCAUCUUCGUUGUCGGAGGUUGUUGCACAUCCGCUACAAGCGCCCAGUGAAGUUAGUCAGGCAAUAAAAGUGGCUACGCGCAAACGUUUUAAUAUUGAAAAUCUGUUGCAUCGCCUCUUCGUAUGCAUAGCCGGCGUGGCUGAUCAGCUGCAGACCAAUUUCGCCGCCGAUUUACGCCAAAUUUUGCGCAGCGUAUUUCUCAUGAAUAUGUCGCCGGCACAGGAGGAUUUGGAUAUACCCGAAAAACCAAAGGAAUCGGAAUUAUUUGAAUUCCGCGCGUCCGAACAAGAUGUGAUACAGGAGAAUGCCGGCUCCAAUCAGAGCAUUUAUUCAGCCGAAGAAGUCAAUCCCGAGCUGGACAGUGUAUUCCACAAUAAUGGCGGCGACGGCAGCGGUUCCGGUAGUGGCAACAACAGCAGCAGCAGUGUCGGCGGUGACAGCAACACCAAUAAUCGGCAUUCCCUUAGCGGCGCCAUACAGCGUGGCAAUACCAUAGACGUAGUUGAGUCAAACGCAACGCCGUCUAGUCUACCAGCCGGUCGCGUGCAUGUUUGUCGCAGUCGCAGUUUAGGUGAUCAAGAUCACAGUGAUAUUGGCGCAACGCCGGCCUCAUCAACCCCUGCCACCGCCGCCACAACUGUCGGCAGUCAGAGCAGCCGCUUAAGCGCCUACAUUAGCGGUCAACGGCAGCGACGAAGUCGUAACGAUUCGGUGGGCAGCACAUCGCCCAUAUCAUCGUCGUCGUCAUCAUCAUCUGCCUCGUCGGAAAAUAACUCGCCAAUUAGCCAGCGCACAUCAAUGCCGCACACCGUCAACAGUCACAAUCAUAAUAACAAUGUUAACAAUAACAACAAUAAUAAUAAUACAUCAGUCAGCAGAGCAUCACCACCGUCCAGCGCGCUCAUAGCACCAAACGCAUACGCUGUCGCCGCUGCCACUGUAGCCACCUCCAACGUGAUGCGCAACGCCAAUGUGAAUGUACGCAUUUCACCGCCCGCCUGGGUGCCAGACGAUAAGGCGCCACGCUGCAUGGGCUGCCGUACACAGUUCACCGCAUUCCGUCGGCGUCAUCAUUGUCGCAACUGUGGCGGAGUAUUUUGCGGUGUCUGCUCCAAUGCAACGGCACCAUUGCCCAAAUAUGGGCUGACAAAGGCGGUACGCGUUUGCCGCGAUUGCUAUGUGAGUGAGAUGCGCGCUAGCGCUAGCCCCGCAAGCAGCACCGCACGCUCGCCGCCCAUAUCACCGCGGUCCAACGCGUCGGCGGCGGCGGCAACUGUUGGCGGUUCGUAGAAGCAUGCAUUGCACGACUUUGCAAAACUGAAUUUGGCGGACGCGGAGUUGUCACGGCACUGUUAGAGAAGUGUAUGCAUGGCGCGCGCUACUGCUGCUGCCGCUGCUGCUGCUGUUUAGUUGCCACAUACAUUUGUGCAGCAUUUUACACUACAUACGUAUUUCCAUUUUUUUGUUUUUAAAAUUUUACGUAAUGAAUAGUUACACAAUGCGAAUGUGUAAAGUAUGAAUUGUAUUGGUCCUUAAGUUGACAAUUACAACUGUGUGUUUGUUGUAAGCCUGAAAUGUUUUUUAAUAUAAAUUUUUUUUUUCGAACUAAUCAACCAUAAAAAAUUCUUUCAAAAUCGCGACGUUUGCGUUGGGGAGUGGGAUUUUCUGUGAUUAUAUACAUAUAAUGUUAUUAAACGUUGCGUCGUGUUGAAAUCAAGCUUAGUUUUUCUAAAGACUGUUGGCGCUCACCUUUUUUUUAUGCGUUUGAUGAUUUUUAUUAUUAUUUUCUAAAUUCCUCUUUCUUCUCUAAACUUUCUCUUUUGCACUCUGAAUUUUAGUUUAGUAGUCUCUUACUACUAAAAAACUAGACAGCUGUCAUUACGUAACACUUUCUAGUUAUACUUACUUGUAUGUAUCAAAGAUCGAGUAUAAGAUCGAAGCUUGUUAAAACGAGCUAAAAUU
This is a messenger RNA of Bactrocera oleae (olive fruit fly), 5531 nucleotides long. Its product is annotated as lateral signaling target protein 2 homolog. Gene Ontology annotation, molecular function: metal ion binding. Lineage: Eukaryota; Metazoa; Arthropoda; Insecta; Diptera; Tephritidae. The record is from RefSeq and is a predicted model, not a curated record. Gene Ontology annotation, cellular component: early endosome membrane.